UCCUGACCAGUUUCAGCACACCUGAUUCAGCUUGUUGACAGAUUUUUUAACUAUUUCCCAUUGGGGAUGAGGAUUCACCAGCAGCAUCUGACCGAAAAUUCAAGACCGACAUCACUUAAAUUGGCUUGAAGAGCAUAGUCAAGUCAGAUGUACUGGAAAACAUGGAAAAAGCUGAUCAAGCUUGCCAGUAUCUUAACUCUCAUAAGUAUAGCCAUCUUUUGGUUGUUUGGGGAACAACUGCCUGUGGGUUUCUUGGUCAGUAUUGCUCAUAAACCAGAGAGUAUGCCAGUCCCACUGAUGGACAUAAGGGUGGCAAAUUUAUCUAGUUCUCAACCUGCUUCCCAGUCUGACUCUGCUUACAUCUCUCCCACUGACUCCACCUUCAUCUCACCUAAAGAACUCCAAUUGAUAGAACAGACACUAAAGUGGCCAGCCCCUCCCACCUCUGUGACUGCAGUUAAUCAGUCAACGAGCCCUUACACAAGUUCAUACAUUUUUCAGAACCCACGUACAAGCUACAGUGUUGGAGACAUUAUCUCAGUGGUCAUAACGGCAAGAGAUGGUUUAAACAACUCAAAAGUCUACGGCGGGGAUUUCUUCCAAGCGAAACUGUUUAAUACAGAACUUAAAGCAAGUGUAUAUGGGGAGGUGGUUGACCACCUCAAUGGCACUUACACUGCUAACUUCAAGCUGCUCUGGGCAGGACAAGCCACUGUCGCAAUACGGCUGAUACACUCCAGUGAGGCUGUAGAGGUGCUACUCAGGCACAGAGAGCGAGAUCCAGACAAGGUGUUCUUCACGGUGUAUUCAGAGGCUUGAUCACAGGAGAAAGUGGUGUGUAAUGCCCAGAGGAGUGAGAGGUUGCUAAAGGCAUCUCAUUGCUGCUGUGAAUACAGACAUCCAAUUACUGGAGAAUCAUGGAUUUGUCGUAGACCCAACCAUCUACCAUGCUCAGCCUGGGUGGACCAUGACAUGGGAGGAUACCAAGCACAGCUGUCCGAACUGGAGUCCACUCUGUUACAGAGCACAUACACCAAUAAAAAUCUACCUGGAGAAGAUAUCGCAGUGAAUGUGUCUCAUCGUGAUCUGGACAUAGGACUUGACACGCCCUCACCGGCCGGAUUCUAUCUGCAUGACAAUUGGACGUCACUGAUGUGCCACACCCAGUCUUUCCACACAAUUAAGCAGACUGUAGCAUGCUUGAAAGACAAGCAGGUUUUGAUGAUGGGGGAUUCUACGUUGAGACAGUGGUAUGAGUACCUGCUGAAAACUGUCCCAACACUAAAGCAACUAAAUCUGUUCACCUCGGCCAAGUCUGGACCGUUUGAAGCAGUGGACACGGCCAACAACAUUCGACUGGUAUGGAGAGCUCAUGGCCUUCCAAUACGGACGUCCCUGACCCCCCGUGCUGACUUACACUACAUUGCCUCUGAAGUGGAUGCUCUAGCUGGAGGUCAACACUCUGUUGUGGUCUUCACCAUCUGGGCGCAUUUCACUACCUUUCCACUGGCCACGUACCUACAGAGACUGGCUGGAAUCCGUAGAUCUGUCCUAGCCCUUCUCCAGAGGGCACCACAGACCCUUGUGCUGAUCAAGUCAGCCAACACAGGCUACAAGGACAUUUAUGGCAGUGAUUGGCUGUCAUGGCAGCUGGACUGUGCAUUGAGGGUGAUGUUUAGGGAGCUGCCGGUUGUGAUUAUUGACGUUUGGCAAAUGACGUCAUGUCACUACUUGCCAGAUGACAUUCAUCCAUCUUAUAAAGUGAUAAAGAAUGAGGUAGAUCUGUUCCUCUCAUUUGUUUGUCCAAGAUAACAGACUUACAGUCACAGUGAAUGCUUUUCGAUAUUACAACCCCAAUUCCAAUGAAGUUGGGACGUUGUGUAAAACAUAAAUAAAAACAGAAUACA
Molecule: messenger RNA, 1907 nt
Organism: Pygocentrus nattereri (red-bellied piranha)
Lineage: Eukaryota; Metazoa; Chordata; Actinopteri; Characiformes; Serrasalmidae
Product: NXPE family member 3-like
Exons: 7
Source: RefSeq, a predicted model, not a curated record